Messenger RNA from Sphaerodactylus townsendi, 1058 nucleotides. RefSeq names its product lens fiber membrane intrinsic protein-like. Gene Ontology annotation, cellular component: plasma membrane. The record is from RefSeq and is a predicted model, not a curated record. Bases 227 to 745 code for a protein of 172 amino acids. Lineage: Eukaryota; Metazoa; Chordata; Lepidosauria; Squamata; Sphaerodactylidae. Gene Ontology annotation, molecular function: structural constituent of eye lens. The transcript has 5 exons.
CGGAAUGUUUGUUCACUUCAAUGGGAGAAAGAGAAACACAAGCAGGGAAGAGGGGGAAGAGAGUGAGCCCAGGCAACAAUUUCUGGACUGCUGGUGGGGGGUUUCUGUCUCCUUGUUGAGUGAUGGACCAUCUGGAGACUGAACGCUGAAGGCAGAUCCUUCUCCUCUGGUCCUUUUGCAGGAAGAAGGGCCCCUUCCAGAGCUUCAGACCAGCAAGUGGCCAGGGAUGUUCAGCUUGAUGGGAGGUGGACUGCUGUGCGCAGUCUCCGGCCUAAUUCUCCUCAUAGUUGCCACGUCGACAGAUUUCUGGAUGCAGUAUCGCUACUCGGGCGGCAUGAGCAACCAAGGCCUCUGGCGGUUCUGCGUGGGAAGCAAAUGUCACCCACAUACCAUCACCCUUGCCUUCUGGGACGCCACUCGGGCAUUCAUGUUGCUCUCCAUCCUCUCUUCCUUCGCUGGGAUCAUUUUGGGGCUGACUGCCUUCUCCAGCAGCCUGCGGUCCACUCGGACCCGUGGAGCAGGAAUCACACUUUUGAUUGCAGGUCUCUUUGCCUUGCUGGGUGUAUCGGUCUAUACAGGAGUGACAGUGAAUUUCUAUGGAAAACGCUAUCCUGAUUGGCGUUUCUCUUGGUCCUACAUUCUGGGUUGGAUCGCGGUCAUUCUUACCAUCUCCGCAGGCGUGUUCCACAUUUGCGCUGUCCCCAGGAGUUCCUCUCCUAAUGGCUCCAAUGUGGCAAGUGGUUGAUCCGCCCCGACUGCAUCGGAAUGGGUCAGCUUCGUCUGGUUGAGAUGUCUGACGUUCCCUCUCGUUCCACUUGGUCUUCUGACCAACACUCUUUCCUCAGUGUCUCAGAGUACUUUUUCCUCUUUCCACCCCCACCUAUUUUCCACCUUCUCCUUCAGAAUUCAUUCGACAACAGCAGUUCAAAGGACAUUGCCUACAAGACUCCAGGGAGUCUGCCGACAUGCCUCUCUCUUUCUUGUGAUCUUGUGUCAGCCAAGUGACUGUUGUGCAGUUGAUCCAUGUAAUAUUUUUCCCCAGUGAAGAGCCAGUGCCA